UCCUGCGGCCUUUUCGCUCUACCACCUCUGCCCCGUUACUGAGUACUCUCGGGGCUAAUCAAUUUUUUCUCACAAAAGUGCCUCGCUAAGCUGACAAGAUGGUGAAACCGCGAUUCAAGGGACGGAGUACCAUCAAUCCGUCCACGGCAAGCAGCAACCCAGAUCGGGUGAAGGGUGCAGGAGGUAACAACAUGAGGGACCGGGCAACCAUCAAGCGGCUCAACAUGUACCGCCAAAAAGAGAGAAGGAACAACCGUGGAAAAGUGAUUAAAACUUUGCAGUAUCAGUCAUCAGUGACACCUGGGACAGUAGCCAGAGUUGAACCCAAUAUCAAAUGGUUUGGUAAUACACGUGUUAUCAAGCAAUCCUCUUUACAAAAAUUCCAAGAUGAAAUGGAUGUUGUAAUGAAGGAUCCUUACAAGGUGGUGAUGAAACAGAGCAAGUUACCAAUGUCUCUCUUAUAUGAUCGUUCCAAGCCCCACAUGUCCAAAGUUCACAUUCUUGACACAGAAACUUUUGAGACCACCUUUGGCCCCAAAUCUCAAAGGAAGAGGCCAAAUAUUGCCGCAGGUGAUAUGUGUGAACUUCUGGCAAAUGCUGAAGCAUCCGCAGACAGCUAUGAUCAACAGAAGGACAGAGAUUUGGUUACAGAAGACACUGGAGUGAGGGAUGAAGCUCGUGAAGAAAUAUACAAAAAAGGCCAGUCAAAGAGAAUCUGGGGGGAACUUUAUAAGGUAAUGGAUUCAUCUGACGUCAUAGUGCAGGUUCUGGAUGCCAGGGAUCCCAUGGGAACUCGCUCUCCUCACAUUGAGACUUACCUCAAAAAGGAAAAGCCAUGGAAGCAUCUGAUCUUUGUUUUGAACAAAUGUGACCUGGUUCCCACAUGGGCUACGAAACGAUGGGUUGCGCGAUUGUCUCAGGACUACCCAACACUAGCUUUUCACUCCAGCCUCACCAAUCCUUUUGGAAAAGGAGCCUUCAUCCAGCUACUGAGGCAAUUUGGGAAGUUGCACACUGAUAAGAAACAGAUAAGCGUGGGAUUUAUCGGAUACCCAAAUGUGGGCAAAAGCUCUGUGAUAAAUACACUGCGGUCCAAGAAGGUGUGCAAUGUGGCUCCAAUCGCAGGUGAAACAAAGGUUUGGCAGUACAUUACUCUUAUGCGAAGAAUAUUUCUCAUAGACUGCCCAGGUGUGGUGUAUCCGUCUGGUGACUCAGAAACCGAUGUUGUGUUGAAAGGAGUGGUGCAAGUUGAAAAGAUUAAAAACCCAGAAGAUCACAUUAGUGCUGUUUUAGAGAGAGCCAAACCAGAGUAUAUCAGUAAAACAUACAGAAUAGAUUCCUGGGAAAAUGCUGAAGACUUCCUGGAGAAACUUGCGUUCCGAACAGGAAAGUUGUUAAAGGGCGGAGAACCAGAUCGUCAGACUGUUUCAAAGAUGGUUCUCAAUGACUGGCAAAGGGGAAGAAUACCCUUUUUUGUGAAACCACCAAACAUGGAAGGGGAGCCAGAAACCCCAUCUACUUCAGAGCAGUUAGCAAAUGGCACAGACACCAGCUUGACCGAACAGAAUUCUGAUGGUAAAAAUACAAGCACAGAUUCUCAGGAAAAGGAGAGUUCCCCCAAGAAUGAAAUGAAGGAUCUCGUGUCGCAAGUGCGCCAAAACUUUGGAAAGAUCAAUGUUGCCCCAGAGUUCACAGGGGAGGACUUGGUUCCUGUUGAGAUGGAUGGAAUGUCAGAUUUCUCCGAUCUAGAAUCUGAUGAGGAAGAAGAGGAUGCUGAGGAAGAGGAAGAACAAGAACAGAGUGACUCAAACAAGUUGAAUGAAGAAGGCAGCGCAAAAUCCAAGGAUUUACCAGAAGUCAAGAACAAGACCUCAAAAGUGGUGUUGAAGGAGCUGGAUGAUCAGAUUGAAAAGUACAAAAAAUUCUUGGACAAGGCCAAAGCAAAAAGAUUUUCCGCACUGAGGAUUCCAAAGGAUCUGAAUUUAAAACUUUUAACAAAACCGAAAAUAAAUGAUGAUGAACAAGAUCAAGGGGUCACUGGGAAAGGGAAGAAAAGAAAGCAGUUUGACGGUGGUGAUGACCGGGAUGAAAGUGAACAACCAAAGAAGAAGCUUACCUCAAAAGAGAGGAGAAGGCUUGAAAGGCAGCAGCACUCAAAGAAAGUGGGUGUACGAUACUAUGAUACUCACAACGUGAAGAACAAAAACCGCGACAAAAAGAAAGUGGACUCACAAGGCCAAAAAAUGAGACAGAAAAAAUCAAAGCAGAAACUUUAAUAAACGUUUUUAUGAACUGC
Messenger RNA from Spea bombifrons (plains spadefoot toad), 2296 nucleotides. RefSeq names its product G protein nucleolar 2 (gene GNL2). Gene Ontology annotation, cellular component: nucleolus. Bases 99 to 2276 code for a protein of 725 amino acids. The transcript has 16 exons. The record is from RefSeq and is a predicted model, not a curated record. NCBI's taxonomy places the organism in Eukaryota, Metazoa, Chordata, Amphibia, Anura, Pelobatidae. Gene Ontology annotation, molecular function: GTP binding.